AUGGCGACAACGCAGCCCGCGGCUCCGCAUCAGCCUCCGUGCUUGUUACCGUGGCAACGACCUGAGAUGCUGGAUGCGACCACCGAGGGACCUAAACUACAAGCUGUGAACCCACAUUUGCAGAAUGCCCUGGGCAAUGGACCCCGCCCAUUCCAACCCACCCCACUUCACUCCCCAAAAAAGGAGAAGGGGCGAACUGGACUCCAGGCCAGGUUCACCUCCACCAGGCCAUCCAGGGAGCGGCCACUUCCUGAGCCGCACCCGGAACCUCGCCGCGGCCCUGUGGGUUCCGGGGAGGAACGAUUCCGGGAGCGGACCGCUUCCUGCUGGGUCGGAGAGGAAAGAGCCAGGGCGGCGGGGCCCCGAGCAAGCUCAGCGGCCGGUGCAGCUUUCGAGUGUGGCCGAGGGCCUUUUUCAUGGUGCACGGACGGGAAGCCAAUGCGCAGGUGUGCCAACAUUCGACCAGGAGAGACGGUGAUGGAUGUGACCAGCCGCUGCACCCUGGGAGACCCCAAUAAGCUGCCCGAAGGGGUUCCCCAGCCUGCCCGUAUGCCCUACAUCUCAGACAAGCACCCACGGCAGACCCUGGAGGUGAUCAACUUGCUGCGCAAGCACCGGGAGCUAUGUGAUGUGGUGCUGGUGGUGGGUGCCAAGAAGAUCUACGCGCAUCGUGUCAUCCUGUCAGCCUGCAGCCCCUACUUCCGGGCCAUGUUCACGGGCGAGCUGGCUGAGAGCCGCCAGACCGAGGUGGUGAUCCGUGACAUCGAUGAGCGGGCCAUGGAGCUGCUCAUUGACUUCGCUUACACCUCACAGAUCACGGUGGAAGAGGGCAACGUGCAGACGCUGCUGCCUGCUGCCUGCCUGUUGCAGCUGGCCGAGAUCCAGGAGGCCUGUUGUGAGUUCCUCAAGCGCCAGCUCGACCCAUCCAACUGCCUGGGCAUCCGUGCCUUUGCCGACACGCACUCCUGCCAUGAGCUGCUGCGCAUUGCGGACAAGUUCACGCAGCACAAGUUCCAGGAGGUGAUGGAGAGCGAAGAGUUCAUGUUGCUUCCAGCCAAUCAGCUUAUCGACAUAAUUUCCAGUGAUGAGCUCAAUGUCCGUAGUGAAGAGCAGGUGUUCAACGCAGUGAUGGCUUGGGUCAAGUAUAGUAUCCAAGAGCGGCGUCCUCAGCUUCCCCAGGUACUGCAGCAUGUACGCUUACCUCUUCUGAGCCCCAAGUUCCUGGUGGGCACAGUGGGCUCGGACCCUCUGAUCAAAAGUGACGAGGAGUGCAGAGACUUGGUGGAUGAGGCUAAGAAUUAUCUUCUGUUGCCUCAAGAGCGACCACUGAUGCAGGGCCCCAGAACGAGGCCUCGGAAGCCCAUCCGCUGUGGGGAGGUCCUGUUUGCAGUUGGAGGCUGGUGCAGUGGGGAUGCCAUUUCCAGCGUGGAGAGAUACGACCCACAGACCAAUGAGUGGCGGAUGGUCGCAUCCAUGAGCAAAAGGCGCUGUGGUGUGGGUGUCAGCGUCCUCGAUGACCUGUUGUAUGCGGUGGGAGGCCAUGACGGCUCCUCUUACCUCAACAGUGUGGAAAGGUACGAUCCUAAAACCAACCAAUGGAGCAGCGACGUGGCCCCCACCAGCACCUGUAGGACCAGUGUGGGUGUGGCAGUGCUGGGGGGCUUCCUCUAUGCUGUAGGGGGCCAAGACGGCGUGUCUUGCCUCAACAUUGUGGAAAGGUAUGACCCCAAGGAGAACAAAUGGACGCGUGUGGCCUCCAUGAGCACCCGUAGGCUCGGCGUAGCUGUUGCUGUGCUGGGGGGGUUCCUGUACGCCGUGGGCGGCUCUGAUGGAACAUCACCUCUCAAUACAGUGGAACGGUACAAUCCUCAGGAGAACAGGUGGCACACCAUUGCCCCCAUGGGCACCCGCCGCAAGCACCUGGGCUGUGCUGUCUACCAGGACAUGAUCUAUGCCGUGGGCGGGCGGGAUGAUGCCACAGAGCUCAGCAGCGCUGAGCGCUACAACCCCAGAGCCAACCAGUGGGCUCCAGUGGUGGCCAUGACAUCACGCCGCAGUGGGGUUGGCCUGGCAGUAGUAAACGGACAGCUCAUGGCUGUGGGGGGCUUUGAUGGUACCACGUACUUGAAGACCAUUGAAGUUUUUGAUCCUGAUGCCAACACAUGGAGGCUGUACGGCGGGAUGAAUUACCGGCGCCUGGGGGGUGGCGUCGGCGUCAUCAAAAUGACACACUGCGAGUCACACAUCUGGUGAUCACACAGCCAAGCUCCGUGCAUGGACUUGGGGCUGCCUUCACUCCGGAGCUUGUGCAUUGGGACAAACCUUCGAGCCGAUGUUAUUCGCUGCUGGUGCCUCAACGUUCAGGAAGGGAAAUGUAAUGGAAACCCACUCCCUGCUGGAUGCCGCCUCUCUCUCUGCACAUUCCAGUCCAGUUCUGUGUAGAAGAGUAUUUAUUUUCAGUUUUAAUUUAUCAUAUUUUUUUAAACUUUGCCUUUCAUCUACCAAAAAAAAAAAGAAAUAGGAAGGAAAAUAAAAAACAAGCAAACAAACAAAAAUACCCAAGUAGUAAAACAAUAUUUUGAAAUAUUGUAAAGUUUGCAAGGCUGGGAAUAGUCAAGUAGUUACGUUCAGGCACUUCACCCUUCUUUCCUCUCUGCCACCGUGGGCAAGCCAUGUAGAGUGAGGUUGCUCCCCCAGCAUUCAUGCAGGAAGGACCAGAAUGUUUUUUGAACAUCCAAAAAACAGACAAGUCAGACAAAAGGAAGCUUCUCAUUUUUAAAGUUUGAUCCAACACAAAAGAAAUAUUAAGUCACUAAAACCAGGUCAAGCACUCACGUGUUCAUCAGUGGAAAUUUCCAUCUUGUUUCCUGCCAUACAAGCUGGUUUCCCUUUCUCUGUUUUUAUUCCCUUUCCUGAGUACCAUUCUCAUAGAGUGUCUGCUGAACCCAGCACCACAUGACACUCGUAGACUGACUGUGGAUCCCUCUGAGGAGGUCAGUGCAGCUCUGCAUGGGCAUUUGCUAUGGGACAUGAGUGUCCAUAGUGACAGGCCUUCCCAUCACCUGUCUCUGUAGCAUAUAAGCUCAGCCAGGCCAUGAGUCCUUCAGCUCCUGUCCAGGGGGAAGCUCUGGGCAGUGCCAACCUGGUUCUGGCUCUCACAUGAAACUUUGUGGCAAAAAAAUAUCAGAGUUUGUAAGGAAAGAAAUUUUAGUGGCUAAAGUUUCUUUCUUUUUAUUUUGUUGGUCAUUGUGUUCAAAGGCCAGUGAUUUUUUUAAAAUAUAUUUUACAAGAAUCCCUUUGAAUAAGACUCUAGCCACAGCAAAAGGAAUAAUCUUUUUCACUCUGCCCCACUACAAAAAUGUUUAACUACUUUUGUGUUUACAUUAAUGGUCAUUUGCACCUUCACAAAAAAAAGAAAAAGAAAAUGAGUAUUUGGUAAUAAUUGUUUACAUGUACCAUUUAUGCUUUUUUCUAGCAUGUAUAACUUUUUUAAAUAAAGGUAGUAUUUAACAUUAAAAAGGAAAAA
Messenger RNA from Suncus etruscus (white-toothed pygmy shrew), 3526 nucleotides. RefSeq names its product kelch like family member 20 (gene KLHL20). Gene Ontology annotation, molecular function: protein binding. The coding region runs from base 1 to 2253 and encodes 750 amino acids. The transcript has 14 exons. The record is from RefSeq and is a predicted model, not a curated record. Lineage: Eukaryota; Metazoa; Chordata; Mammalia; Eulipotyphla; Soricidae.